This is a messenger RNA of Diospyros lotus (date-plum), 660 nucleotides long. RefSeq lists its product as uncharacterized. The transcript has 2 exons. The record is from RefSeq and is a predicted model, not a curated record. Bases 1 to 660 code for a protein of 219 amino acids. Gene Ontology annotation, molecular function: protein binding. Lineage: Eukaryota; Viridiplantae; Streptophyta; Magnoliopsida; Ericales; Ebenaceae.
AUGUGUGCGAAUCUCGAUGGUGACGGCAGAAAUCCACUUCACCUGGCGGCCAUAGAGGGCAAUGUCUGUGUGUUGACUGUAUUCCUUGAGGAUGAAACCUACUGGAAUCAAGAGUUUCUCAAAGCUAAAGAUAGUGGUGGCAACUCCAUAUUUCAUCUAGCUGUCAAGCAUAAGAAAUUUGAGGCCAUGGAGUUCUUAGUUAAGAAAGUGGAAGCUGAGCUGAAAGGGAAAAACAUACAAAAGCCAACUAACCUGUUAAACCCGAUAAAUGAAUGCGGGUACACAACUUUGGCCAUUCUAGAGGAAAUCAAAGCAGACGUACCAGAAUUUGACAAUGUCAAGGAAAUGUUUCGAAAAACUGAGGCCUUGAAAGCUAGUGAAGUCAAUCAGGUUGAGUGGUUAUCCAAGAAGCAGGAUGCCCUGAUGGUGGUUGCAUCGCUCAUUGCAACCAUGGCUUUCCAAGCUGGGGUGAGCCCUCCUGGUUGUUUUUGGCAAGAAAAUCCAGUUAACCAUAGAGCUGGGGAAGCCGUGAUGGCUUUUAACUACCCAGAUUCAUAUCCACUAUUCCUUCAUGCCAACACAAUCGGAUUUGUGGCAUCAGUAAGCACAAUCCGAUUUUUGGUAACUGGAUGGCCCUUCAAGAAGAAGUUCUUAAUGUGA